UACUGAAAUCUGCUCACUGCAUUUAUAAGAAGAUUAUAUUGACAAAAACAAGUGUGGAGACCAAGUGUAUACACAGAAAGCAUUUACUAUAGGGGGCUUUCUUAAGUUUUGCAUUAGGAAUGGCAUCAAAUGAUCAAGGAGGACAAUAUGAAGGUGAUAGGUUACUCGUACAGUCUGAGACUUUGGUUCAACAUAACCAUCUUUCUUCCAUGUCUCAGAAACAGUUUGAUGAGAAUUAUGAGUUUCAAAGUCAUCCACCGCUGAAGUUCAAACAAAUUGUAACAAAUAAAGUGUCAAAAUGCCAUUGCUCACGGACAUGUAUAAAGGGAUUUAUAUAUUCUAUAUUUCCGUUCAUCACUAUAAUGAAGAAUUAUCAAAUACGAGAGUCGUUACCAGGAGAUAUUGUGGCGGGGCUGACCAUUGGGAUCAUGCAUAUACCACAAGGUUGGUAUCUUUAUUUUGUUUUAUUAUAUGAUCUAAUAAUACAUGUAGCUGCAGUGUCGUUGGUCAAAACAGCAGUCAAGAGAACAAAUUAUAAAAUCAUAUUCACUAGCUUAAGUUUUAUAUUCACUGGCUGA
Messenger RNA from Ruditapes philippinarum (Manila clam), 578 nucleotides. Its product is annotated as sulfate transporter-like. The record is from RefSeq and is a predicted model, not a curated record. NCBI's taxonomy places the organism in Eukaryota, Metazoa, Mollusca, Bivalvia, Venerida, Veneridae. The transcript is spliced from 2 exons. Bases 120 to 578 code for a protein of 152 amino acids.